AUGGAAUAUUCGUACCUUUUGAGAUUGGCUGCGGAACAAUUGGAUCCCGUAGAUCGGAUGAAAUAUAUUGCAGCUUUUGCUGUAUCAGCAACAGCUUGUAAUUGGGAUCGUUUGGGAAAGCCCUUUAAUCCCUUAUUGGGUGAAACAUAUGAAAUUGAACGUCCAGAAUUUCGAUGCUUAUGCGAACAAGUGUCACAUCAUCCACCAAUCUCUGCGUUUCACGCUGACUCGCCACACUUUACAUUCCAUGGUUCGAUUUAUCCUAAGUUGAAAUUCUGGGGAAAAUCUGUUGAGAUUCAACCGAAAGGUGUUGUUACAGUUAAAUUACCGAAAUGGGAUGAAACGUAUACGUGGACAAAUGUUAACUGCACAAUUCACAACAUCAUUGUUGGAAAGUUAUGGAUCGAACAGUAUGGCACGAUGGAAAUUACAAAUCAUCAAACGGGUCAUAAAGCGAUAUUACAAUUUAAACCUGGUGGUUCCAUUCAUAAGGAUUUACAUCGUGUUGAAGGCACAAUACAAGACAAAGAUAAGCAGAAGCUUCAAUUUCUCUACGGUCGUUGGACGGAACUACUUAAAAGUACUGAUAUGGAUUCAUACGAAGAAUACCUUAAAGUCAACCCAAACAAGUUCAAACGUCAUGAAGAACGAAGUAAAAGUCCUAUUGAGUCACCAGCUCAUACACCUCGCAAAGUUUUGUCAAAACUUAACAGCUUGAAAAUGUCUUCAUUUAGAAGUUUGUCAAUACAAGAUGAUGCACAUGAUCAUCAUCAUCAUGACCGAUCACCUGAACCCGAUGGUGAUGUUCCUCGAUCACAAUCGAUUUACUCAAUCGACAUUCCAAACUCGAUUCUACUUUGGGAAGUUGAAGCGAGACCACAAAACAGUUCCAACUACUUUUCAUUCACAAACUUUGCCAUGUCUUUGAAUGAGAUUGAAUCUUACAUGAAACCCCCACAAACGCUUUGUCCAACAGAUUCACGUUUAAGACCAGAUAUAAGAAAAUUGGAAGAGGGAAAUGUCGAUGGUGCGAUCUCAGAGAAGACACGAUUGGAAGAGAAGCAACGUGAUGCUAGAAAGGCACGAAAAGCGAAGAAAGGUGGCGAAGAUUGGCAGCCUAGCGGACAAAAAACUGGUUCCGUGCACGUGAAAAAAUCCGUGAAAUUCCGUGGAUUCAUACACUCUCCACCUGAAACUAACUUACUGAUGCGCAGUAUUUUUAUUUAUAAAACACAAAGAAAUUCAAGAAUCAAAUCAGAAGGAAAAAUAUAUUUCUCUGAUAUGACAGACAAUAAGAAUGAUUCUAAUAGCUUAGAUGCUGAAUCAGAAAUCAAUGAUGAUUCAGACUCUUCUAAUUCACAUUUUAUUCAGAAACCAGAAUUGCUUGCUAUUGCUACGAAUGAGUCCUAUUAUGGCUUAGAACUUCAGGAUGCUGAAAAAGUAUAUCAUGGCGUUAUAAAGGAAUCAACAAAAGCUAAAAGAAAACGCAACAGAAGAAGUAAAAAGAGAACGUUUACUGAAGACAAACUUCAUGAGACUCUGAAGAAAAUCAAUGAAAAACUUAAUAAUCUUACACUUCAAAAUGAAAAGUCUUUGUCUUCACUUGUUUCUAUUUCAAAAAAGAAAGAGAAGAAGGAAAAGGCAAAAAUGUUUGGAGAAGCUUCAGGAUCGGGAAUUGAAAACUCAACAAGUCCUCUAUUAUCAAGACUUAAACAACUCCAAACAGGAAAGAUAUCAAGUGCACAACUUCAGAAAUCUAAAUUUCAGCAAAAAGUCAAACAAUCAGACGUGAACAAUGGCCAGAAAGUUAAAUGCAAUAACGAAGAAGAAGUGAAACGCCUCACCACCCAAAUUCAAGAAACAAUCGUACAGCAAAUCAAACCGAAACUAUUAAACAUUAUUAAUGGAGAAAGUAGUCAAGUUACAAACCGUCCUUUGAAUGGUCUCAUCGCUAGAAAGACAGAAGAAGCUUCAAGUUCACAAAUUCUUUCUCCUCCUCGUGUUUUCGAUUGCAUUCCAAAUCCACGUGAAGUGGCUAUCGAGAAAACAACAAUUGUACUUCCAUCUGGUGAAGAGACUGAGGUUUAUCGUUAUUCAAAUGACGAUUUACUUCAACUCAAAUCUAAGGCUACUUGGGAAAAGGUUCCUCGUCUUCUUGAUCUUAAUAUUUGUCGAACGAAGUUAACAGAGCACGAAUCUUUCAUAUUGAGACUUUUAGGAAUCAAUAAUGAUGUUGAUAGACUUACUGCUAUUUUAGAGGAAGCUAAAAAGUUAAAUUUAAUUAAAUUAACAGGUCCAAAUGAAUUUAAAUAUCAGCAAAUCACAAUUAAUCAAAGUUAUAAAGAAACUCCAGAGAAAAGAAAUGAAAUUGAAGACGAACCACUUGAGCUUCUUCAUAAAAUCGAAAACUUUAAAAGGAUUGCUAAAAAUGACAAUGAACUUAAUGAAAUGAUAUUUAAACUUGAGUUUACGCGAUUAUUUAAAGAUUGUUUCAACGAUUUCGAUGUCACAAGUGCAACAUUUAUGGAGAUCGUCGAUCAUCUUCUUAAAACAAAUCAAGCUCACAUCUUGGAAGGAGAAAUUCGUGUAAAUGCCAAGAAUAAUCAAGAAGCUUACAUCACUCAUCCAUCAAAUGAAAAAGACGUUUGUGUGAAUAGUUUAAUAUUAAGAAAGCAUGCUUUUCAUGGUGAUUAUGUGAAAGUUUUAGUUAAGAAUGAAUCCGAAGAUAAGAAAGAUUUAAACAGUUCGGCAAAUUUAACUGACGAUGAAUUAGAUUUGACAUUGGCAACGGAAGUUGAUUUGUGCACGAGGAAGUUUGGAUGUGUUUUGGAGAUUUUAGAUAAGCGUCAUAAUCGUCGUGUGAUUGGAUCGUUGUCAUCAAACGUCAAGAAAGAUCGAAGACACGUCAUGUUGAAUGUUCGCGAUCUUAAAGUUCCAAAUAUUCGAAUAAACCGUGAAGGAAUUCCAAAAGACACGAAAUUGACCGAAAAAAUGUUGUUGGUAGCUGAGAUCAUUGGAUGGUGUCAUGAUCAACCUCGAGGAAGAAUUGUUGAGAAAAUUGGUGAGAAAGGAGAAUUGAAAACUGAAAACGAUGCGAUUUUAAUUCAACAUUCAUUGGAUCCGACACCUUUCGAUCAGCAUAUCAUUGAUGAAGUUCCCAGCGAACCUUUCAUGAUUCCUGAAUCUGAAUUCAAAUAUCGACAGGAUUUACGUAGAAAAUGCAUUUUCUCAAUUGAUCCUGAAACUGCGAGAGAUUUGGACGACGCCAUGAGUUGUGAAAUUCUUCCAAAUGGAAAUCUUGAGAUUGGCGUGCACAUCUCUGACGUUUCAUAUUUUCUGAAAGAAAAUUCUGAACUCGAUGAGAUUGUUCUGAAGAAAGCAACGACAAUUUAUCUCGUUGAUCAAGUUUAUCACAUGCUGCCAGUUCCAUUGUGCUUGUUGUGUUCACUUCUUCCAGGAGCUGACAAAAUGGCUUACAGCGUCUUUUGGGAGAUGAAAGAAGCAACAGGCGAGAUUGUCAAUCAAAGAAUUACGAGGUCAGUUGUGAAUUCAUGUGCAAAGUUAAGUUACGAACAAGCACAAAUGGUAAUUGAAAAGAAUGACGAUAAGUGGAGUGAACUUGAAAACAAGUUUCCUGUCAUCUACAAUAAUUACACAGUCACCGAUGUUGCUGAAGUCAUUAAAAAGCUUCAAAAAAUUGCUGUUAUCAUGAGGGAAAACCGGAAGAAAAAUGGAAGUUUGAAAAUUGAUCAGCCGAAAAUUUCAUUUAAAUUUGACCGCGACGAUCAAAGAAUGGAAGCUCCAACUGAUUUUUUUAAAUAUCCUAUAAAAGAUAGCAAUCGAUUGAUUGAAGAGUUCAUGUUGCUUGCAAAUAUUACGGUAGCGAAGUUUAUUUUUGAGAAAUUUCCAGAUGUCUCUUUAUUGCGAUGCCAUGAAACGCCUAAAGAAAAUAAUCUGAAGAAGCUCGUAAAGAAUCUUCAAAAGCAUGGAAUUCAACUUGACAUAAGUUCAUCAGGUGGAUUGUCGCAGUCUAUGGAAAAUAUUAUCGCAAACGCUCAAUCAAGUGAAGGAAUGAGCGCAGUUUUAAAUCUUUUAGUUUCAAAAACAAUGACAAGGGCUCGUUACUUUUGCAGUGAAUCUUCUGAGAAUGAAAGCAAUUUUUGGCAUUAUGCGCUUUCAAUUCCAAUCUAUACUCACUUCACAAGUCCCAUUCGUCGAUAUGCUGAUGUUUUAGUGCACAGAGUUUUAAAUGGUGCUCUUGAUUAUGAAGAUCCACCAUCACGAACACCUGAAGAAGUUGACCAACUUGCCAACAUUUGUAAUGCACAAAAAUAUUCAGCGAAACUUGCCGGCGACGACAGCUCCAACUUGUACUUCAUGCACUUCAUUAAAUCGCUUAAAAGCCAAAUAAUGAAGGCUGGCGUUGUUGGGAUUUACGAUUACAACUUUGAAGUUGUUCUUAUUGAGACUGGACAUGUCUUGAAAGUUUAUUACAAAAACAUCGAAAAAAAUCAAACGAAUGGACAAAUGGUCGUGAAAACCUUCAACGAUAACGUUCCACCUUAUGCUACUUUAACUUGGCUUCAACCAGGCUUUCCAACUUCAACAAUAAAGUUUGGAAGUGAAAUUAUGUUAGAGAUUGAGACGGUUAAAGAUAAGCUGGUCGCCAAUCGGAUUCUCUACAUUGAUAGUACUCACUGAAAAUAACUUUUUUGGUUGUAAUCUUUAAGUAUUUACAGGAUUUAAUUAAAUUAACUGUGACCGAAGACCAAUUGAAAAAGAAAUAAAUUUUGUACGAAAAAGAUUUCAAUAAAAAAUGAAAUUUUUAUGGGAAAAGUCGACGAACUUUGACACAUUAUUGAGGAUUUUCACAGAUAAUUCGAAAUAUUUCACUUCCUUUUGUCACACCCACGGAAUACUUUCAUGAAACAAGCCUUUCAAGUCAUUGUACUGAAUGUUUAUUUAGA
This is a messenger RNA of Clunio marinus, 4967 nucleotides long. Lineage: Eukaryota; Metazoa; Arthropoda; Insecta; Diptera; Chironomidae. The record is from the annotation of a GenBank genome assembly.